Molecule: messenger RNA, 607 nt
Organism: Tripterygium wilfordii
Lineage: Eukaryota; Viridiplantae; Streptophyta; Magnoliopsida; Celastrales; Celastraceae
Exons: 2
Coding region: 60-389 (109 amino acids)
Source: RefSeq, a predicted model, not a curated record
ACACACCUCUAUUAAGCAUUAGUCACAGAUUGUCCGAAGCAAGAGAAAAGAGCAGAACCAUGAAGAAAUUUCUCCUGGUUAUUUUUGUUGUUGCUGCAUCAAUAUUGUUACUCAUGUCAUCGAUUUCUGAUUCCGCUCGCGAUGGAUUCACGCUGCCAAAACAUGCGAUUGAGAAGUCGAGCGGGUGGGACGCCUUUAGAUCUAUCACAGUUGAUUCGGAGCCAAUGAUGAAGGAAGACAACAAUAUUGUUGUUGACCACAAAGUAGAAGAUGAAGAUGAUAAAGAAGAUGGUGCCAAAUACCGUCGUAAUAUGGGAGGAAUUUCAACUGAUUCUGAGGUUCAUGGUAGUGAUAGUGGGCAUGCUGGACAUGGCAAUGGUGGACGCUAGAGUAUCACUCAGGUGGGUUCGAAUAUUAGUUGUUGCUUAUAUUUAGCAACAAAAAUUAUAUAUUUGGCUUAAAAUUCUAUUUAUAUAUAUAUAUAGUCGGUAACAUAUAUAAACUUUGAAUUGUUGGGAAAUUUAACUUAAUAUAUGUAAUUGUGGUCAUUACUUGAUUAUUUUAAUGUCGUCCUUAUCGAGAUUAGAGCAUAAAACUGAUAGUCUUG